Messenger RNA from Alosa sapidissima (American shad), 1123 nucleotides. RefSeq lists its product as uncharacterized. NCBI's taxonomy places the organism in Eukaryota, Metazoa, Chordata, Actinopteri, Clupeiformes, Clupeidae. Bases 80 to 1033 code for a protein of 317 amino acids. The transcript is spliced from 2 exons. The record is from RefSeq and is a predicted model, not a curated record.
ACCUCCCGGGCCUAGUACUCACGCAGCAUGCUCAACCAAUGCUGAAACAAAAUCUGAGUCAUCACCAACAGACGGGCCGAUGGAGACCAACCCACCUGCAUCCUCCCCUACGCCACCAGAGAGAGAGAGAGAAAAACACACACCUACUCAACUGCCCCAGAGACAUCCGCAUAUUGCUGUUCUGAUUGACUCCAAUGGGAAAUUCCUCGAUGAACAAAGACUAUUCCCAGGACGGAAAGCAGCAAAGAUAUGGUGCCCAAAAAUUCAAGACACCUUCCAAAUUUUUUCAAACACAGAUUUUGGGACACCAAGUCAUAUAAUAAUCCACACAGGCACCAACGACCUCAGACAACACCAGGAGAGAGUUGGUAGUAUGCUAUGUACAGUCGCAGAGAGGGCAACAGAAGCAUUUCCAGACUCAAGAAUUAUCAUCUCAACCCUCCUGCCCAGAAAGGCCUUUCACCCUGACACCAUUAGUAAGGUAAAUGCAGACAUCAUCAGGGGCUGUGCACAACUACCAAACAUACACCUGGCCCACCACACUGCCAUCACUCCACACCACCUUUAUGACCAUGUGCACCUAUGCAAAAACACAGUGGGAGUUUUCACAAAAGCUCUAAAGGAUGCUACAUUGGGAAGAACCACUCAGGUCAAAGGUCAGUUCACUCCACCCCUUAGACCAGACCAGCGUGCUGCACCCCCCAGGCCGGACCAACGUACACCACCCCCCAGGUCGAACCAGCCCACCACACACUCCAGUUCGGACAAACGCACUGCACACCCCAGGCCGGAACAGCGUGCAGCACCCCCCAGAUCAGACCUGCUCACCCCACCACCCAGCUCAGAUCAACACAGCUCAUCCUUCAGAUACCAGCACCACACACAACUUAGGCCAAACCGACCUACAAUACCCCUCCAGGCCAGAUCAACACACCCAACCAGGUCAACCAAUACCCCACCACCAACUCCAAUCUAUAGGAAGUAUGCCGCCUUCGUUCCUGCCAACUUCAUCCUAUCAGCACAGCUAUGCUGAGGUCCUGAAAGGACAGCAGAGCACUACCGACAUGGGUGAGAUCAAAGAACUGCUAUCCAUAAUCUGCAACAGACUUCUACAUGGGUGAGA